ACGGCGAUGGCAGAUGAUGGCAGAGUCAAAGGAUAUCGCAGAAUUAUCCACGGCAAAAUCUACAAAACGAGAGGAGAGAAUUUAUGCUGCAGUAUUUCUGAGUACUGUCGCGGGUAUUUCUGCUCUCUCUGGCUUUGCUAGAGCAGUGACAAUAGCCAGAAGACAAGAUCCAAAGUAUUUCGGGGAGGGAAUAUCUGGCAUUAAACUCCAUGAAACUGGAACUUCGUUGGCGAUACGUGCCCUUGGUUGGGGUUCUUUAUGCGCUGUUACGGGAUGCGGUGUAAUUUUCUAUGGAAUUUGGAGGCUUACUGGUGCCACUAAUAUGACAGAGUUCAGAUUCAAGAUGGGUUCUCUGUUGCCAAAGAUACCCAAGAACGAUCCGCCUCAAAGUAGAACAGAGUUCGAAGGCCUAACAGAUCUGCUGACAUAUAUUUCUGAAGAUUGGGGACGAAACACAGAAAUAAAGAAGAUGUGAAUACGUAUGCAAUAUUAUUUGUCGCGUUUAUAUUAUCUUAUGCUAAUAGAUUUAUCAAUUAUUAUACGACCUUUGAUGUUAUUUGAGUCAUGUGAUCAGUCAUACGAGCUGUCGUAGAACAUGUGAUGUAUAAUUUGCAUACAGUAACGUUGUGCACUUUUUACUUGUAUAUGCUUCCUGUAAAAAAAAAGCUAGAUAUUUAAAGCAUUGAAUGUGACACAACAUUUACACAUGUUUCUUACAAGAAAAUAUUCAUGUGUGGAAAGACUGUUAUAUAUUUGUAUA
Pseudomyrmex gracilis is the source of this 760-nucleotide messenger RNA. RefSeq names its product transmembrane protein 242. The transcript is spliced from 3 exons. Lineage: Eukaryota; Metazoa; Arthropoda; Insecta; Hymenoptera; Formicidae. The coding region runs from base 14 to 475 and encodes 153 amino acids. The record is from RefSeq and is a predicted model, not a curated record.